Messenger RNA from Rhineura floridana, 2325 nucleotides. RefSeq names its product G protein-coupled receptor 19 (gene GPR19). Lineage: Eukaryota; Metazoa; Chordata; Lepidosauria; Squamata; Rhineuridae. Bases 874 to 2184 code for a protein of 436 amino acids. Gene Ontology annotation, molecular function: G protein-coupled receptor activity. The record is from RefSeq and is a predicted model, not a curated record. Gene Ontology annotation, cellular component: plasma membrane. The transcript has 4 exons. Gene Ontology annotation, biological process: G protein-coupled receptor signaling pathway.
CUCAGGCCCUGGCCACCCUACUAGAUGGAAGUUCUAUAGUUCUUGUGGCCAUAGAAUAUGACCCAUGCAUUUUAACCUCAAGGUUGGAUUACUGUAAUAUUUUUAUGUGGGGCUGCCCUUGAAGCUAGUUUGGAAGCUGCAGCUAUUGCAAAAUGAAAUGCUUGGCUGGUAUGUGGUACAGCCUUUCAGAACCUCAUAAGUGUUAUUUCUUCAACAUCUGAGAAAAUAAAGAUAUAGGAAGAAUUAGAGGUAACUCUUCGGUAAUACUUUCGUUUUUAUGGUUGCAGUCAUUCCCAGCGAAGUCAAAUUUAACUUAUCCCAAUAUAAGGUGCUUGCAUAGUUGUUUAGUUCAAUCUCUUACGUUAUGGCUUGCAACUGAGAGAGUACUUUGGAGAUUUUCAAACUCAAGUAUUUGAAUGGUGUUUUAUAAAGAGAAAAAUCCACUAAUAGAGGAACAGGUCUUUUGUAACCAGUUCUUUAGAAUAGUGGGCCUUCAACUGUGGCCUAAGGACCACCAAUGAAUCUUCAUCCACAUUCAGAUUAUCUCCAAAGUCAUGAUGAAAAUAACAGGGUUUCUUUGAAGGUUCCAUCUCAUGUUAAAGAGGGGCCCCAUGGUAACUGUUGCUGAAGAAAAUAAUCCCCUUCAACAAUCACACAGCACCAUAGCAACCAGGACGUCAGCAUGAGACAGCUGCAGGUUUCCAUCCUAAUUUUUGUCCUUCCUUGGGAUCUGAAGCAUUUGAGGGAACGAGGAAUGUACAAAAUAUGUUCUCCCAUCUAAGCUUCAGUUGGAUUAAUGUACAGAUGUAGAAGUCUUUGGAGCAAAUGUGAACAUGCUUUUGAUCCCCAGCACAAUGAGUGACAGAAUUCCUAAUGGAAAACCCAGCUGAACUCUGCAUUAUGCUUAGAAGCAGCCCUUUGAAGCAAAGACCGAAUAUGUUGCUUGCCCAUGAAAUAGAGAACAACGCUGCUCCUUUUCUUACCCCGACUUCAGGGCUGCCGCUACAGAACCACCACCAUACAGAAACAUCUAGCCCUCUGACAAACAGCAAGAUGAUUGCUUUAUCCAAGGAGCAUGGGCUUGAGAAAAAUAGUACAGCCUUGCGGUAUGAGUUGAUGCCAGGAGAAAUCAUAGCAGCCAGCCUGCUUUUUGGGACUUUAUGGUUAUUCUCCAUGUUUGGAAAUUCCCUUGUUUGCCUGGUGAUCCACAGGAGCAGGAGGACUCAAUCUACCACCAAUUACUUUGUGGUCUCCUUGGCCUGUGCAGACUUACUUAUUAGUGUAGGGAGUGCUCCAUUUGUGCUUCUUCAGUUAGCCUCUGGUAGGUGGACACUUGGAAGCAUGAUGUGCAAGCUAGUAAGAUAUUUUCAGUAUCUCACACCUGGUGUUCAGAUCUAUGUGUUGCUUUCCAUCUGCGUGGACAGAUUCUACACUAUUGUCUAUCCACUAAGUUUCAAGGUGUCCCGGGAAAAAGCCAAGAAAAUGAUUGCAGCAUCUUGGAUCUUUGAUGCUGCAUUAGUGUCUCCAGCUUUCUUUUUUUUUGGAUCAGGCUGGGACAACCAUUGCAACUUUUUCCUGCCAUAUUCUUGGGAUGGGGCCAUUUACAGCAUCAUCCAUUUGUUAGUGGCUUUUCUGAUUCCAUCUGUUCUUAUCGUUCUGUUUUACCAAAAAGUAAUAAAAUAUAUUUGGAGGAUAGGUACAGAUGGUAGAACGGUUCGAAGGACGAUGAAUAUAGUUCCAAGGACAAAGGUGAAAACUAUCAAGAUGUUCCUAAUGUUAAAUUUACUUUUUCUGCUCUCGUGGCUUCCAUUUUAUGUGGUUCAACUUUGGCAUCCACUUGAGACAGACUACAGAAAGAGCUCUUUGGUUUUUAUGUCAGUCACUUGGAUAUCCUUUAGUUCCUCAGCUUCAAAACCUACUUUGUACUCUGUGUAUAAUGCAAACUUCAGAAGAGGUAUGAAGGAGACCUUCUGCAUGUCCUCCAUGAAAUGCUACCGAAGCAAUGCAUAUACUAUCACCACCAGUUCAAAGAUAGCAAAAAAAAAUUACGUUGGGAUCUCAGAAAUCCCUGCACCAGCCAAAACUGUUUCCAAAGACUCCAUCUAUGAUUCAUUUGAUAGAGAAGCAAAAGAGAAAAAGCUUGCCUGGCCUAUUAAUUCAAACCCACCAAAUACAUUUGUUUAAUUAAUUCCAGUUCUUUCAACAACUAUUUGUACAACAGGAGCAAAGAACUUCUAACAGAUUCUAUUAACAUUGGGGACGGGCUUGCAUACAAUUUGGCAGGGAAAAUAAAUGUUUUCUUUUAUUAAAUCCAUUGACUUUAUU